Molecule: messenger RNA, 339 nt
Organism: Penicillium bovifimosum
Lineage: Eukaryota; Fungi; Ascomycota; Eurotiomycetes; Eurotiales; Aspergillaceae
Gene: rps21
Product: 40S ribosomal eS21 domain-containing protein
Exons: 2
Coding region: 1-339 (112 amino acids)
Biological process (GO): endonucleolytic cleavage to generate mature 3'-end of SSU-rRNA from (SSU-rRNA, 5.8S rRNA, LSU-rRNA); endonucleolytic cleavage in ITS1 to separate SSU-rRNA from 5.8S rRNA and LSU-rRNA from tricistronic rRNA transcript (SSU-rRNA, 5.8S rRNA, LSU-rRNA); translation
Cellular component (GO): ribosome; cytosolic small ribosomal subunit
Molecular function (GO): structural constituent of ribosome
Source: RefSeq, a predicted model, not a curated record
AUGUGCGGCAGAAAAACCCUCCACCUCCAACCUCACCGUCGCCGUCAAAACCUCAACACCAAGCCCGCCAAAAUGGAGAACGACAAGGGAGAGAUCGUCGAUCUCUACGUGCCCCGCAAGUGCAGCGCCACCAACCGCAUCAUCAAGGCCAACGACCACGCCUCCGUCCAGCUCUCCGUCGGCAAGGUUGACGAGAACGGUCGCUACACUGGCGAGAACCAGACCUACGCUCUUUGCGGCUUCAUCCGUGCCCGCGGUGAGAGUGAUGACUCCUUCAACCGCCUCGCCCAGCGUGACGGUUACCUGAAGAACGUUUGGUCCGCCUCCAGCCAGCGUUAA